GCACCUUGUUGAAUACUGACUAUUGUUGAUGAAAAAUUUGUAAUAUAUUGUGGAAUUUACGUGUUAAUAAAAAAUAAGGGCAACAACAUGAGUCUCGAUGAAAAUAGUAAGGCACGCAUGAAUUUAGCGGCUAUUAAGAAGGUGGAUCCUUACGCCAAAGACAUAGUUGAUACUUCGCCGCAUGUUGCCUUUUACACGUUUAAUGCAGAACAUAACGAAUGGGAGAAGACAGACGUUGAGGGAGCAUUUUUCAUAUACAGCCGCAAUGCUCAACCAUUUCACAGUAUUUUUAUAAAUAACCGUAUUAACACCACGUCCUUCGUGGAGCCAAUUACAAGCCAGUUAGAAAUCCAAUCUCAACCACCAUUUUUGUUGUACCGCAAUGAGCGUUCUCGAAUUAGAGGUUUUUGGUUUUAUAAUAGCGAAGAGUGUGAUCGCAUCGGUACUGUAGUUGGUAAUUUAAUACAUAAAGUAGACACAAGAGCUGGUUUAAGCGAAGGUGAAGAAAAGACGCAACUCAAACAAGAAAACGUAAAUAUAUUCAAAAUGCUAUCAAAAGCACAACAGGAAUAUAAUACGCAACAGAAAAUGGCUUCUUGUAAUGUUUUACAAUUUUUUGCUGCUGCAAAACCACGAUCUACGGAAGUGCCUUUUAUGCAACGCGUUGUACCAAAUACUCUGUCAGUUGAGCAACUAGAAAAACAACAGCGUGCUAAAACGCCAAGAGGAGAGAUACAGUCGAUUGAUAGCAAUUGUAAAUUCGACGUCAAACCAGAAAUUGCAUGUAACAACCAGGUAACACCAGCAGUGAGUAUGGCUUUUUUUUCGGAACUAGAAAGUGCAUCUAGUGCGCCUACGACGCUAAACCAGACUGUAGGAAGGUUGAAUAACUCAUGCGCUCCUUUAUUGGUAACGGAGGAAGAACGUCUGCGCCAACUUCUUGUUAAGGACUUACCAAAGCCGACCAAGCCAGCAUUAUUGCUCCCAACAAUGUUUGAUAAACCCACGGAUGUAAACAGAAGCUCGCCUAGAAAGGAACCACUUAAUCAGUCUCAAUUAAUACAAGCUUUUAGCUAUCUAAUACAAAAUGACAAGGACUUUGUUCAGAAAUUACAUGAGGCAUACAUUAAAGUUUACAAUAAAGAUUUGACAGGGACAUAUCAUCAAUAAUUAAAACCGUGUAUUUGUCAAAAUAAAAAUUACAUUCAACUGUAAUUUCCAAAUGUUUAAA
Molecule: messenger RNA, 1231 nt
Organism: Anastrepha obliqua
Lineage: Eukaryota; Metazoa; Arthropoda; Insecta; Diptera; Tephritidae
Gene: DCP1
Product: mRNA-decapping enzyme 1B
Exons: 1
Coding region: 88-1170 (360 amino acids)
Biological process (GO): deadenylation-dependent decapping of nuclear-transcribed mRNA; positive regulation of catalytic activity; deadenylation-independent decapping of nuclear-transcribed mRNA
Cellular component (GO): P-body
Molecular function (GO): enzyme activator activity; mRNA binding
Source: RefSeq, a predicted model, not a curated record